This is a messenger RNA of Carassius carassius (crucian carp), 1959 nucleotides long. RefSeq names its product protein kinase, cAMP-dependent, regulatory, type I, alpha (tissue specific extinguisher 1) b (gene prkar1ab). The record is from RefSeq and is a predicted model, not a curated record. Gene Ontology annotation, cellular component: cAMP-dependent protein kinase complex. Lineage: Eukaryota; Metazoa; Chordata; Actinopteri; Cypriniformes; Cyprinidae. The coding region runs from base 178 to 1317 and encodes 379 amino acids. Gene Ontology annotation, molecular function: cAMP-dependent protein kinase regulator activity. Gene Ontology annotation, biological process: regulation of protein phosphorylation. The transcript has 11 exons.
AAGGCCCAUUGACGUCACUGGCAGGCUUUGAUUGGUGUUUCGCGGUUUCCGGUGGGCAGACGUUCAAGCGCCUGAGAAGAAUAAAGAGUUUCUGUUGCCGACGCUGAAUAACGGAAUAACGGAAUCACGCAGAAACCGAGUCGCGUUUCAAAGGCUCGGUCAAAGGUCAGAUCCAGCAUGGCGUCAGGCAACGUGAGCAGCGAGGAGGAGAAGAGUCUGAGGGAAUGUGAGCUAUAUGUGCAGAAGCACAACGUCCAGCAGCUGCUGAAGGACUGCAUCGUCCAGCUGUGCACCUCGCGGCCCGACAGACCCAUGGCCUUCCUCAGAGAACACUUCGAAAGGCUAGAAAAGGAGGAAGCUAAGCAGCUGUUAAACCAGCAGAAGGCCAGCUCUCGCUCAGACUCUCGUGAAGAUGAGGUGUCUCCUCCCAUGAACCCGGUGGUGAAGGGCCGCAGACGGAGAGGAGCCAUCAGCGCCGAGGUCUACACCGAGGAGGACGCCGCCUCCUAUGUCAGGAAGGUCAUUCCUAAAGACUACAAAACCAUGGCUGCUCUCGCCAAAGCCAUCGAAAAGAAUGUGCUCUUCUCUCAUCUGGACGACAAUGAAAGAAGUGACAUAUUUGAUGCCAUGUUUCCAGUUACCUACAUCGCAGGAGAGACUGUCAUCCAGCAAGGUGAUGAGGGGGAUAACUUCUAUGUCAUCGAUCAGGGUGAAAUGGAUGUGUAUGUGAACAGUGAGUGGGCCACCAGCAUCGGCGAGGGCGGCAGCUUCGGAGAGCUGGCUCUGAUCUACGGCACCCCGAGAGCAGCCACCGUCAGAGCCAAGACCAACGCCAAGCUCUGGGGCAUCGACAGAGACAGCUACAGGAGAAUACUGAUGGGAAGCACACUGAGGAAGAGGAAGAUGUACGAGGAGUUCUUGAGCAAAGUCUCUAUUUUAGAGUCUCUGGAUAAGUGGGAGCGUCUGACUGUGGCUGAUGCUCUGGAGCCGGUGCAGUUCGAGGACGGCCAGAAGAUCGUGGUUCAGGGAGAACCAGGGGACGAGUUCUUCAUCAUCCUGGAGGGAUGUGCAGCCGUUCUGCAGCGCAGGUCAGAGAAUGAGGAGUUUGUAGAGGUCGGCCGGUUAGGACCGUCAGACUACUUCGGUGAGAUCGCUCUGCUGAUGAACCGACCCCGUGCAGCUACCGUGGUCGCCCGCGGCCCGCUCAAAUGCGUUAAGCUGGACAGGCCGCGGUUUGAGCGUGUGCUGGGACCAUGUUCAGACAUCCUCAAACGCAACAUCCAACAGUACAACAGCUUCGUGUCGCUCUCCGUCUGAGAGCUUUACCGCAGGGUCCACCUCACCAUUUAUAGCUUCACGUUUACACGCAUUCCCAGACUCACUAGUGCUUCAUUAAGUGCUUCCCAUGCGACUGUCCCGUCAGCCCAGAGCUUUAACAGCCGCUUCCAUCGUCAGACGAAAGGCCAGACAAUCAAACGUACGUUCCUCCAAUCAAAUCACAGCCUUUACUCUGCAGUGUUUUUACCUUUAACUUAAAGCGGUAAAUGAAAACGGCAUAAAUAUAUUUAUAUUAGAGUUAUUCUAAAAGCGUUAGUUUUAUAAGGUGAUCUGACUACAUAUAACAGAGUAAGACAGACGAGUGUUUGGCUGUACUGGUUAUAUUCUUUAACCUUACUGCCUCAUUUCCCUACAUGGAGAAAAAGCAGGCAGGAACAUGAACAUGUAUGCUGUUUUAUUUCUUCUCAUCAUUCCAGCACACACUCUCACUCUUUGGGUUUCAGUUGCUUGUAGUAGUAACCAAUGAAGCUGUUCCUGUGCAGUAUCUAAACGUUUAUUAUAAGAGAAACUGAUUUUUAAAUGGAUAUCUCCUCGAAACCAUAGUAGUUUCUGUUCUGUUACGAUGCCGGUGCCAAACGUUGGACAGAGCCUCGCGUCUUGACUUGAACUGAGCUUCUAGAG